Messenger RNA from Talaromyces amestolkiae, 807 nucleotides. RefSeq lists its product as uncharacterized. The record is from RefSeq and is a predicted model, not a curated record. NCBI's taxonomy places the organism in Eukaryota, Fungi, Ascomycota, Eurotiomycetes, Eurotiales, Trichocomaceae. The coding region runs from base 1 to 807 and encodes 268 amino acids. The transcript has 2 exons.
AUGCAUUUCUCAACGGCUCUGUUCUGCUCUCUGCUUGCAUUGACAUCUGCAUCCCCUCUCUCCGGGCGGCACCUGGGCGAACAUAGACACAAGACCAAAUACGGCAAAAGAACCCUUGGGUCGAUUGUCUCUUCUGCUGCCGCAGUAGUAACUGUCGACGAUAAUGACGGCAUCGUCAACGGUGUAGAUCAGUACACUCAAUAUGCCGGUGAUGGUUCAGUGGCUGCCGGAUGGCCAUCUUCAUCUCAAUGGGUAUCAUUUCAAAAUAUGUGGGAAACUAACAAACCCUCAAUCGCAAGCUCCUGCGCCCAAUUCAACCAACCAAACCCCACAGAUGAAGAAAUCGCAAAUCUCCACGAAGCUAUCCAACAAGUCGCCGGCCAAACAUUCGUCGACCACCGCUUCAUUCUUGCCAUUAUAAUGCAAGAGUCAAAAGGCUGUCUUCGCGUCCCCACCACAAACUGGGGUGUGAACAAUCCAGGCUUAAUGCAAGAUCAUGGUGGUACCGGGACUUGUUAUGGAGUCAACCCUUGUCCGAAAGAAAGUAUUUUGCAGAUGGUGCAAGACGGGACUGCGGGUACUGAGGGAGGGGAUGGGUUGGCUACAUUGUUGGAUAAGCAUAUUCCGCUUGUUGGAGGGGGUGGUGAUGUGGCUCAGGGUUAUUAUAAGGCUGCUAGGGCUUAUAAUUCGGGUUCGGUGGCGGCGUCUGGGAAUUUGCAAGAGGGUGGUGCGACGCCUUGUUAUGCGUCUGAUGUUGCCAAUCGUCUAACGGGUUGGGUCAGUGCCGAGCAUGCUUGCACUUUCUGA